AUGCUUUCGCUCAUCCCAAACCCUGCUGGGGACCAAACUAACGAUGACUCUGUUGACUCUCCCCGUCGUCUUCUGCGGCCAGACUUGAAGACCAACUUCAGCGGGCCCCCUGCAGUCCCCGUGGCGACGGGGCCAGACGGAUACCUCCAGCAGGGCAGCAUCAGGAUGACCCUGGAGGACCCAGACCUCUGGAAGACCUUCCACGAGAACGGCACCGAGAUGAUCAUCACCAAGCCCGGAAGGAGAAUGUUCCCCCACUGUAAGAUCAACCUCGCAGGCCUGAUCCCCUGUGCCAAGUACAUCCUGCUGGUGGACAUGGUGCCGGAGGACGGCUUCAGAUACAAGUGGAAGGUGGACGACAAAUGGGAGGUGGCGGGCAAAGCGGAGCCGCAGCCUCCAUGCAGGACCUACCUCCACCCUGACUCCCCGGCCCUGGGGAGCCACUGGAUGAAGCAGUCCAUGUCCUUCCUGAAGCUGAAGCUCACCAACAACACGCUGGACCAGCACGGACACAUCAUCCUCCACUCCAUGCACCGCUACCACCCGCGCUUCCACAUCAUCCAGGCGGACGACAUGUUCAGCGUUCGCUGGAGCGUCUUCCAGACUUUCACCUUCCCCGAGACUGCCUUCAUGGCCGUCACCGCCUACCAGAACACCAAGGAGAUCUCUCUCUCCCCAGCAGACUUCAGCCGCUCCUCCUACGAGGGCUACGAGGGCGACGAGGACCUCCUGAAGGGGAAGGCAGAGGCGGGGGGGGGGCCGGCCGCGGUGAAGGAGGAGCGCUACUCCCCCUGGGCCACGGAGAGGGAGGGGGGCCGCACCGAGUCCCCGGGGGGCAACGCCCCCGGAGACAUGUACAACGCGGAGCAGCUUGUGCCCGCGCCCGCGUCCUACCUGCCCUACAGGUUCCACGGUUACGGGAAGUCCCCCUCCCCGACCGCCAGCGUGGCGAGCAGCCACAGCUCCGCCUCCGCGCGGGGGGGGGCCUUCGAGUCCCGGGUCCCGGACGUUGCCACGGUGCCCGACCACGACGCCGCCAAGCCCCGCCCCAACCCCCACCACCCCCUUCACCCCCACCACCACCACGAGACGGGGGCGUCCGUCCCCUGCGGGCCCCCCCUCGGCGCGGCCCCCCAGGACUACCCCGGGGGGGUGCUCAACAUGAGCCUGCCCCCCCAGGUGUCCCACGCCAAGGCCCCGCCCCCGCCCGGCGUGCUGGGCCACCACGCCAUCUACAGCCCGUACGGAGCGGCCUCCGAGCAGAGCCUGGGCCAGUGGGGGGGGCCGGGCCACGCCCAGUACCCCCCCCCGCCGCCGCCGCCCCCCCACCACCUGCCCGCCGAGUACAGCAGCCAGGCCAUGCACCACGGCUAUCACCACGGCAACGUGGCCGAGUGGAGCCAGUACCCGCUCUUCUCGUACUCCUGCUGGUGAACGAGGGUACUGCCUCCGCGCUCUGGGAACCAGAGAGAGACAGAGACACUCUGACCCCCCCACCCACCCCCACCCCCGAGAGGGAGAACUACUUGUCGGGUCUUUUUCCUAACGUUGAGCCCUCCUCUUCCUCUUCCUCCUCCUCCUCUUCCUCCUCCGGGAGGAUGCAUGCCCCAGAAGAGGCCUGGUGACAGCCGGCACGCGCCGAAGAGUCGCACCCGACGAGAAACUGUGGUCUUGGGGGGGAGAGCAGCGAGAGGCGAGGGGGAGGCCUGGAGCAGAACCACAGACUGUCUGCCGCCCGCAGUGGGACUACAUCUCUCAUGAGCCCUUGCUGCAUGGCAAUGCUAUGCUUCGAGUUUUGUGUAAUUGUUCAAUGGUUUAUUUAUUUUGUAUUUGCGUUAAGGCCUUGAGGCUUUGGUUUGAAAAUAUUAUUUUUGUAGAAAGGAAAAGUAAUAAAACAUAAGACGUCUGUGAUGUGGAACCAGUCUUGAAU
Messenger RNA from Gadus morhua (Atlantic cod), 1930 nucleotides. It is a transcript of the gene tbx16, whose product is annotated as T-box transcription factor 16. Gene Ontology annotation, cellular component: chromatin; nucleus. The record is from RefSeq and is a predicted model, not a curated record. Gene Ontology annotation, molecular function: DNA-binding transcription factor activity, RNA polymerase II-specific; RNA polymerase II cis-regulatory region sequence-specific DNA binding. The transcript has 7 exons. NCBI's taxonomy places the organism in Eukaryota, Metazoa, Chordata, Actinopteri, Gadiformes, Gadidae. Gene Ontology annotation, biological process: cell fate specification; regulation of transcription by RNA polymerase II; positive regulation of DNA-templated transcription. The coding region runs from base 1 to 1434 and encodes 477 amino acids.